Paramecium primaurelia is the source of this 509-nucleotide messenger RNA. The record is from the annotation of a GenBank genome assembly. Lineage: Eukaryota; Ciliophora; Oligohymenophorea; Peniculida; Parameciidae.
UAAUGAGGACAGCAAAAGAAGGAGAAUAUCCAUAUUAUCAUCAUUUAAAAAAUACUAUUGAUGAUAAAACUCAAAAGCUUUUUGAUAAAGAUAUCUUAAAUGAAUAAGAAAGAAAUACAGCUGCUGAUCUUUACAUUGAAUACAAUAAAAAUAUAGCAGAUGUUAAUUAGUUUUUAUUGCUUGAAUAUUCAGUAUUACAAAAUAAAGUAUAUAUCUAUUAUAAUUAUUAGAUCAACAAAUGUCUUAGAAAUCGUUGUUAUGAUGAUAUAUUUAAGGAUAGAUAAUCAAUAAGAUUUUGUGUAAUUGAAUGUACAUAAGGUUUGAAAGAUGCCGAUAAGUUUGUUUAGAAUUAAUUUUAGUUAUUGAAAGAUGAUUUCUAAGAUUGUAUGGAAAAGACUAAUACAGGAUAAUGGAUGAUUUCAGGUGUAUUCAAAUGUUAUCAUAAUUUGAAUGAAAAGUUUUCAUAAUUAAAAUUAAACAUUAGAGAGGAAUUUAAUUAUUAUUAAUGA